Molecule: messenger RNA, 1973 nt
Organism: Onychostoma macrolepis
Lineage: Eukaryota; Metazoa; Chordata; Actinopteri; Cypriniformes; Cyprinidae
Gene: bckdhbl
Product: branched chain keto acid dehydrogenase E1 subunit beta, like
Exons: 7
Coding region: 275-1507 (410 amino acids)
Source: RefSeq, a predicted model, not a curated record
UUUAGUAAUCUGCUCUUAGAUUUGUCGAUACGCAGUGAUGUUGUGUGUAUGGUGUGCUUUCUUUUCACAUACUGUGGAAUUCAGAUUAACACUAGCUACGCAGUCCCAGGUCAGUCAUAUCUCAUUUUCUUCUGAGGUUCUAGAGACAGACUGAGAUUGUAGAUUUAAAAGUGUUUCAGACGUGAGCCUGUGUAUACCAAGUUUAUGCUGCUGCAUAUUGGCAUAUAAUUGUUUUUGGAAAGGUUUCCUUCUCACCCUUACGAUUUGUUGAGGUAUGCGUGAUGACACACAGGACAUGAUCUCACAGCCUGGUUAUUAUGAGGAACUGGUUUCUAAAACGUUUUCUUUACAACAAGUAGCCAACACAUUAAAGUCUAGUAUUGGUUGUAUCAAAGAGAUCGAAGUCAGCACAAAAAUGAUGAAAUGGAGAUCGCUGUCUGUUCUGCUUUGUUUUCUGUUCUUGACUGGAUUAUGUAAUGGAUGCCUAGCGCCAGGCGGAGAUUAUAGCUUCAGAUUACGACUGACAGAAAAGCUUGUCGCCACUGAGAGAGGACGUGCCUGGAUCCCCUGCGCUUUUACUGCUCCAAUGAGAGCGCUCUCCGGCCGACAGGUCUGGUUCAGAGGCAGUCCUGAGUUCCCCCUCAGCCCCGCCGAGGUGCAGAAGAGGGAUGGGCUGAUGAGACCCAUGAUUUCCACGGAAUCAGAAUGCAGCGUUGUUUUGCGGGACGCGCGGGACACACCCGAGGAAUACGGGUUCAUGUUGGAAUGGGGAGCGAACGAAAGACACGUUUUCCCUGAUAGGGUUAAAGUGGCCUCAUGUGUUGCGAAAGUGAAGCUGACUCCAAGCACUUACUCCAAGGACCUUUUGGCUGGAGAGGAGACUGUUUUCAACUGUAGCCUUUCAAAUCACUGCCCUGGUAUUGAUCCAAAAAUAACCUGGAAAGGGCUCAGCUCCAAACCACUAGUAACACAAAAAUCUGAAAAAGAAAUGCAUGAAAAUUCAGGAUAUUCUGAACAGCUCCUCUAUGUACCCUUACCUGAGGAUCAUCAAGCAGAGAUCACAUGUGAAGCAACGUUUGGAAAAAAUCUGAGUGCAAGUGCUAAAACAAUUUUGACGGUUCACUAUCAUCCUCAGAUACUGAACAGCUCUGCAUGCUCUCUGCAAAAAGAUCAGCUCACUUGUGUAUGUGUCAGUCAGGGAGUGCCUUUGCCUGAUAUUCACUGGCCUCUGCUACAAAGCACACGCCAUCUUACUAAAGCCAGAGCAUCGUACACCUCUGUAAGAAGUACCUUCACAAUGACUGUCGUGAACUUCACAAGUAACAGCACCGUCAUGUGUGUCAGCAGAAACUACCUUGGUCGGGCAAAUUUGACUCUUCCAGUCAACAUCACUGAAGGUCUUAGAAAUGCAUAUAGAUGGACAAUCAAAGGCCUGGAUGAAAGCAAAAUACCAGAAACUAAAAGAGGAGCCCUACAGCUCACUGGAAGAGAAAGCAGAGACACUUAACACUGAAAACGACAUAAAAACACCAUGAAUCAACACUGGACUGGUUUCCUUGAGCGGCAUUUAUACUGAUAUUUUCAGAGAUCUGCUCAACUAAGAUUAAUAAGGCACUUAAACCUUGAAAAUUGGUUUUCUGUAAUUCUUUAAAAUGGUCAUGACCUCCUGGUAUUUUCAUUUGUUAAAUGACUAAUGCCAUUCUGUGGGUACUCAAGAGCUUUAGACUGAUGCAGAGUCAUUUCUUAUGCUGGUAGCCUGCUAAACUGAUGAAUCUAAAAAAGGUUAAAUUCUCAGGGGCAGCAGUGCUGUGUGAAAUGUGUUGAUAGAAUUAUAUGUUAAAAAUGUGUGCCAUUUGGAAAUUGUGUUCCUUUUAUGUGUCAUAAGAAUCAGUUUUAAAGCUUCAUAUCGUGUGUUGACCCUCAAAAUGACCCCUCCGUAUGCAUAUACAUCCAUAAACACACUGGAGACCAAA